GUCAACUCGCUUUAUUUUUACUCUUUGAAGCAGAGAUCCUCUUUCUGGCAAUGGCGGAAUUGAAUUGCAGUCCAGGUAGCUUCUGACUGGUUCCUUAAUAAUAUGUUUGAUAGUUGACUCUCGGAAAAGGGGGGCUUUGGAUACCCGAAAAAGUGUAGCUUUUCUUCACCCAGUUCCUUCAUUUCUUUAACCCAUCACUGUGUUUGCACUUACGAAACGAACAUUUUUUGGGGGUCCCGCCGCAAUUUAAGUGCCCAUCUUUAUAACUUGUACUCAAUUCGAUCUUCCUCUUUUGACUGUAUUGUACAGCUCACUGAUCAAAAGCUUUAAUUCUACUUCUAUAGAGAAUUGAGUUCUUCUAUAUGCGAUCUAAACCCAAUCGGGUCUUAUCUCCCCUAUUGGGGGGAUAUUGUUGUUAGAUUGAUAUGGGUUCGAAGCCGGAUUUCUCUCCGGCUCCUACUUACCGUCCAUUAGAGACUUUUUGGGACACAGAAGACGACGCCCCUGGUCCCCGCUGCGGCCACACACUCACUGCAGUCGCUGCCACUAAAUCACAUGGCCCUCGACUGAUCCUCUUCGGAGGCGCCACCGCCAUUGAAGACGGACCCACUACGGGAGGCAUCAGGUUAGCUGGAGUGACGAAUGCUAUACAUUCAUAUGAUGUUCUCACCCGAAAAUGGACAAGACUUAAUCCAGCAGGGGAUCCUCCUUCUCCUAGAGCUGCUCAUGCUGCAGCUGCAGUAGGAACGAUGGUUGUGUUUCAGGGUGGAAUUGGUCCUGCUGGGCAUUCAACAGAUGAUCUUUACGUUCUUGACUUAGCCAAGGACAAAUUCAAGUGGCAUAGAGUAGUAGUUCAAGGGCAGGUUCCUGGUCCUAGGUAUGGUCAUGCCAUGGACUUGGUUGCUCAAAGAUAUCUUGUCAUGGUCAGUGGCAAUGAUGGGAAAAGAGUUAUGUCAGAUGCUUGGGCUCUGGAUACAGCUCAAAAGCCAUAUGCUUGGCAAAAACUCAAUCCACAAGGUGAUAAACCCUCUGCUAGAAUGUAUGCAAGUGGUAGUGCCCGUUCAGACGGCAUGUUUCUUCUGUGUGGUGGUAGAGAUUUGCCCGGAGCUCCUCUUGCAGAUGCUUAUGGUCUACUCAUGCAUAGAAAUGGUGAAUGGGAAUGGACUCUUGCACCUGGAGUGGUUCCUUCUCCCAGAUAUCAACAUGCUGCAGUGUUUGUUGGUGCUAGAUUACAUGUUACUGGCGGUGCACUUAGGGGAGGACGAUCGGUUGAAGGUGAAGCAACUAUUUCAGUUCUGGAUACUGCUGCUGGUGUUUGGUUGGAUAGGAAUGGCUUGGUUACUACAUCAUCUCGCUCGAGCAAAGGGCUUACCCUUGAUUAUGAACCGUUUUUGGAGCUUAUGCGUCGUUGUCGCCAUGCAGUUGCUUCUGUUGGUCUUAGGGUUUAUGUUUAUGGCGGUCUUAGAGGAGAUGUUCUGUUAGACGAUUUUGUCGUAGCUGAAAAUUCAUCUGAUAUCAACUCAUCUGUAUUAACAACAUCUAAUGGUGGUGCUAGACAACCGGAGAUUCCUUCGUCUGGUGGUGAUGGUGGCAGCGGCUUGUGCAUGGAUAAGGAUUCGAUGGAGAAACUGACAGAGGCUUCGGCGGCUGAGGCCGAGGUUGCUUCUGCUGUCUUGCAAGCUGCACAAGCAGCGUCGUCAGCUUCUGGCGAAGGAGAAACAUCGAAUUCAGAUGAUAACUCUCAAGCUGUUGAACCCGUUUCGGAUGAAAGUGAUACAGAAGACGUCCGCCUUCAUCCCAGAGCUGUUGUAAUUGCUAAAGAGGCUGUUGGAAAUCUAGGGUUGAUGGUGAGGCAGUUGUCGCUGGAUCAGUUUGAGAAUGAGAGUAGGCGAAUGGUUCACAACGAUCAGUCGAAUUCUGCCAAGAAAAUAUCGAGACAGCAGAAAUCUCAUGAAGAAGGGUUGCAUAAGAAGAUUAUUUCUACAUUGCUCUGGCCUCGGAACUGGAAAGCUCCGGUGCAUAGGAAGUUUUUUCUCGAUUCUUAUGAAGUGGGUGAACUUUGUUAUGCUGCUGAGCAGAUAUUUAUGAAGGAGCCUACAGUUCUUCAACUGAAAGCUCCUAUAAAAGUGUUUGGAGAUCUUCAUGGACAAUUUGGAGAUUUAAUGCGGCUCUUUGAUGAGUAUGGAUUUCCUUCCACUGCAGGAGACCUAACGUAUAUAGACUAUUUGUUUCUCGGAGAUUAUGUGGAUCGAGGACAACACAGCUUGGAGACGAUCACCUUGCUUCUUGCACUCAAGAUUGAGUAUCCUGAGAAUGUUCAUCUGAUUCGAGGGAAUCACGAAGCUGCAGAUAUAAACGCUCUAUUUGGUUUUCGCAUUGAAUGUAUUGAGAGGAUGGGAGAAAAAGAUGGGAUCUGGGCAUGGACGAGAUUUAAUCAACUAUUUAACUAUCUUCCACUUGCUGCAAUGAUUGAGAAGAAGAUAAUAUGUAUGCAUGGUGGGAUAGGAAGGUGUAUUCAUUCUGUUGAUCAGAUUGAGAAAAUUGAAAGACCCAUAACAAUGGAUGCUGGCUCUUUGGUUUUGAUGGAUCUUCUUUGGUCAGAUCCUACAGAAAACGACAGUGUUGAGGGUUUGAGACCCAAUGCUAGAGGACCUGGCCUCGUCACUUUUGGGCCGGAUCGUGUUACAGAUUUUUGCAAGAAGAACAAGCUGCAACUCAUCAUAAGAGCUCAUGAAUGUGUGAUGGACGGUUUUGAGCGAUUUGCUCAAGGACAACUGAUAACUCUUUUCUCUGCAACAAAUUAUUGUGGAACUGCAAAUAAUGCUGGAGCGAUACUUGUGAUUGGCCGAGGGCUGGUUAUUGUUCCAAAGCUCAUUCAUCCUUUGCCGCCACCUCUCCGCUCUCCAGAAGCAUCUCCAGAACGUGUUGUUAUGGAUGACAAUGCAUGGAUGCAGGAGCUUAACAUUCAGAGACCGCCAACCCCUACAAGAGGACGACCCCAGCCAAACCUAGAUCGUAACUCGCUGGCUUAUAUCUAAUUAUAGAGAUUUUUUAGGGGUGGUUUGUGACACAUAUAUGUAUUUAUAUUUAUUGUGGUUAAUUGGUAGGAUGUACAAUCUAUAUAAUAUAGUUGUUAAAAGGUUUUUAUAGUAAUCUCAAAAUCUUUGUUUUAUUUUCUUCUA
Messenger RNA from Impatiens glandulifera, 3182 nucleotides. Its product is annotated as serine/threonine-protein phosphatase BSL1-like. Gene Ontology annotation, molecular function: phosphoprotein phosphatase activity; protein binding. Lineage: Eukaryota; Viridiplantae; Streptophyta; Magnoliopsida; Ericales; Balsaminaceae. Bases 426 to 3038 code for a protein of 870 amino acids. The record is from RefSeq and is a predicted model, not a curated record. Gene Ontology annotation, biological process: brassinosteroid mediated signaling pathway. The transcript is spliced from 21 exons.